Molecule: messenger RNA, 4755 nt
Organism: Parathielavia appendiculata
Lineage: Eukaryota; Fungi; Ascomycota; Sordariomycetes; Sordariales; Chaetomiaceae
Product: P-loop containing nucleoside triphosphate hydrolase protein
Exons: 2
Coding region: 240-4436 (1398 amino acids)
Cellular component (GO): intracellular anatomical structure
Molecular function (GO): ATP binding; protein binding; RNA binding
Source: RefSeq, a predicted model, not a curated record
CGCGAAAAUCGUAUCUUACGGCUGCUUGCUUGCUCUUGCUGCUAGCUUCAGCGAGACAUCUCCAUCUUACUCAGAGAACACUUGAUUGCCAUGGACUGUUGUGCACGAACGAAUUCAGUUCCAGGGGCGCUCGCUGCUGUGUGAACAAUUUCCACAGUCGCCACGAAAUCAACGUGCUAACGCCAAAAUAUAAUAGAGGGAAUAAAGCAGCACAGGGUCAUCAGAUCGGAUAUUCAGAAAUGGCGAAGAAGGGGAAAAACACCAGCAGCCUGGCCCCGACCUCAGCCCCAACUACAACUCCGGCCGCCGGGAAAUCCAUUAAGAAGGACGCCAAGUCAAAACCCCCCCCGGAGACCGACUUCAUCGUCUUCACCAACUCGGACAAGGACCCCAAGGGACGACGGGGCGGGCCCAGCAGGUCCGGCACCGCGACCCCGAAUGGCAACAACAACCCUUCUGACACCCCCGACGGAUUACCCCGUCCAACCGCCCGCCAACUCAUCGGCGGCGCCUCCUGGACGGGCAAGCUGCCCGUCAACCUCCUCGCCGAGCACUGCCAGAAGCAAAAGUGGGAAAAGCCCGAGUACACGACCGUCAAGACCAAGGAGGGCUUCUCGGUCCUCGUCAGCCUGGCCGCCCGCAACGCAAAGACCAACGAGCUGACCAAGCUGCCGCCCUUCCGCCUGCCGCCCAGCCACGUCCACCUGGCCCACAAGCCGACCGCCCUCGAGGCCAAGCACUUUGCCGCCACCUACGCCCUGUACCGCGUCUGCAGCAUGAAGAACCUGCACCUCACCCUGCCGCCAGACUACAAGGCCCUGUGGAAGGACUUUGAGGCGCUCAAGAAGCUGGACGUCAAGGAGGGGAAGGGGUGGAUGUACGAGGCCGACCCGUUCCAGGCCGCGAGGGAGCGGGAGGAGGCCAAGGCCGCCGCCGAGAAAAAGAGGGCGGCCGCGCAGGCGCAGAGGGAGAAGGCUGCUGCCGAGGGGCACCAGCCUGGUGGCCCGCUUGGGUUCAGGGGGGCUGGUGGUGGGGGUGGACGCGCAGGAGGCGGCGGCGGCGGCGCGCAUGGGCUAAUGAGGGGCUGGGCGACGGUACCCAAAAUUGAGAUGGGGAAUAAGACCAGGUCGCAGCUUGAGGGGUUGUUGCGGAGGGAGACGGUGUGGAAUCCCCACGGCGUGCUCAUGACGCCCGCACAGAAGGCGGCCAUUGUGAGGGAGUUCAGGGAGCUGGGGUUCCGGCAGAGCCAUGUCGAAGAGGCUGUGGAAGAAUGCAAGGACCGCGAGGAGACGCUCGAGUGGCUCCUCGUGCACAUCCCCGAGGACGACCUGCCAAGGUGGGCUCUUCCAGAGAGGUAUACCGCUGGCGUCACAGUGGCCGCUACGGAUUUGCGGAGGGAGGGCGCCAUCAAGCGUCUCUCGCAGUCUGGCUACUCGAAUGAUCUUUGCGCUAGGAUGCUCGACGCAAGUGGUGGCGAUGAGGGCAAGGCCGCCGAGAGUUUGCAGGAGCUGCUCUUGUCAAGCGGCACGGGUUGUCAAGACACGGCUCAACAAGAGGAGAGUGAAUCCUGGAAGAGUCCAGACGAGUGCUGGGGCGAGGAGAUGGCGACCAUUGAGGCCAGUUUCGGCGACAAGUUCACACGCGUAUCCCCCGAUGUCUGCCAGAUACGGCUCGAAUCGGUCAUCAACGGGGAAAACAGCGACGUCGAGACAUACUUGCAGGUCAGGAAGACGCCGCAGUAUCCCGCUCAAGUAGUUUUAGCUGUGCUGGCGCCGCUGCCGGCAUACAUCAAGCUGAGCAUCAUCAAGAGAGCGCUUGCAUACGCCACCGAAUCGCUUCAAGGCGAGGAGAUGAAGAUCUACUUCCUCAUCAGCUGGGUGCAGGAAAGCAUCAACGACAUCAUCGAGCGGCCUGGUGCCCUCAAGGAUGUCGCUGCCGUGUCAUCGGCAGCCUCAGAAGAGCCGGCGACGGCCGUAAGGCAGUCAAGGAGGCGGCCUCGGUACCCGAAGCCCAUCGACUGGACGCCGAACUCCCAAAGCAAACAAGCGUGGACGGCAAGGACAGAGACCCCCGGCUACAAGAAGAUGCUCUCCCAGAGGGAGCGUCUACCGGCGUGGCAAGUUAGGGCCGAGGUGGUCCGGACUGUUACCGAGAACCAGGUCACCAUCAUCUCGGGCGAGACUGGUUCCGGCAAGUCCACGCAGUCUGUCCAGUUCAUCCUGGACGACCUGUACAACAGGGGACUCGGGAACGGAGCCAACAUUAUCGUGACCCAGCCUCGCCGUAUUUCGGCGCUUGGUCUUGCCGACCGCGUGGCUGACGAACGGUGCACCUCGGUCGGGCAGGAAGUUGGCUACUCUAUCCGCGGCGAGAGUAAGACGAGCCCCAACACCAAGAUCACGUUUGUGACGACCGGUGUCCUGCUCAGGCGCCUCCAGACGUCCGGAGGCCGGGUCGAGGACGUAGUAGCCUCGCUAGCCGAUGUCAGCCACAUCGUGGUUGACGAAGUCCACGAGCGGAGUUUGGACACUGACUUUCUGCUGAGCAUCAUCCGUGAUGUUCUGUACAAGCGCCGGGACCUGAAGCUCAUCCUGAUGAGUGCCACUCUUGACGCUGCAUCGUUCAGAGACUACUUCAUGGCAGAUAGGCAGGACGUCACGGUUGGCCUGGUUGAGAUUUCGGGCCGCACGUACCCAGUCCGAGACUACUACCUCGACGAUGUGAUCCGCAUGACAGGCUUCAGCGUUGGAAAUAGGAACGAUUAUUACGAUGACGGUACCAGCACACCGUCAGGAGACCAGACCGAUCCUAUCAAUAAGACCAUCCAGAAGCUUGGCACGCGCAUCAACUACGACUUACUCAUGGAGGCGGUCAGGGCGAUCGACGAAGAUCUGUCAUCGGCACAGAAAGCUGGCGGCAUCCUAGUCUUCUUGCCCGGCGUAGCUGAGAUCAACCGCGCCUGCAACGCCCUGCGAUCAAUUCCUUCGCUCCACGUGUUACCCCUCCACGCAUCGUUGGAGACGCGGGAGCAGAAGAAGGUCUUUGCCGCUGCCCCUCCAGGCAGGAGGAAGGUGGUUGUCGCCACCAACGUGGCAGAGACGUCCAUCACCAUCGACGACAUUGUCGCUGUCAUUGACAGCGGCAGGGUCAAGGAGACGUCGUUCGACCCAGCCAACAACAUGCGCAAGCUCGAGGAGACAUGGGCAUCCCUUGCAGCGUGCAAACAGCGCCGCGGUCGUGCCGGCCGUGUCCAGGCCGGCAAAUGCUACAAACUCUACACGCGCAACCUCGAAUCCCAGAUGGCCGAGCGGCCCGAGCCGGAAAUCCGGCGCGUGCCGCUCGAACAGCUCUGCCUCGCCGUCCGGGCCAUGGGUAUCCGGGACAUCAGCCACUUCCUGUCCCGCGCACCCACACCGCCAAAAGCGACAGCCGUCGAAGGCGCCAUCACCAUGCUUCGGCGAAUGGGCGCGCUGGAUGGUGACGAACUGACGGCCCUCGGCCAGCAGCUGGCCAUGAUCCCGGCCGACCUGCGCUGCGGCAAGCUGAUGGUCUAUGGCGCCAUCUUCGGCUGUCUCGACGACUGCGUUACCAUCGCCGCCAUCCUGAGCACCAGGAGCCCGUUCCUGUCGCCCGCCGAGAAGCGCGACGAGGCAAAGCAGGCCCGGAUGCGCUUCGCUCGCGGGGACGGCGACCUGCUCACCGACCUGCGUGCGUACCAGGAAUGGGAAGCCAUGAUGGCCGACCGCGGCACCCCGCACCGCCGGGUUCGGCAGUGGUGCGACGAGAAUUUCCUGUCAUUCCCCACGCUGUCGGACAUCGCGUCGACGCGAUCCCAGUACUACACCUCCCUCUCCGAGAUGGGCAUCUGGCCGGCGUCCCCGUCCUUCUCGACAACAGCGUCGACCCCUCUCCUCCGCGCGCUGACGGCGUCCGCCUUCAGCCCGCAAAUCUGCCGCAUCCAGUUCCCGGACAAGAAGUUCGCGACGUCUGUCUCGGGCGCCGUCGAGCUCGAUCCCGAGGCCAAGACCAUCAAGUACUUUGCGCAGGACCACGGCCGCGUCUUCAUCCACCCGUCCAGCACCAUGUUUGAUAGCCAGACCUUCUCGGGCAACGCGGCCUUUUUGUCCUAUUUCAACAUGAUGGCGACGAGCAAGGUUUUUGUGCGGGAUCUGACGCCAUUCAACGCCUAUACUCUCCUCCUCUUCUCGGGCGCCAUCGAGCUCGACACCCAAGGCCGCGGCCUCGUCGUCGACGGCUGGCUGCGCCUGCGCGGCUGGGCCCGCAUCGGCGUGCUCGUCUCGCGCCUCAGGGGCGUCAUCGACCGGUUGAUUGAGCGGCGCAUCGAGAACAGCAGCAACAACCCAAAUCCGGGGACAGACAGCGAGAUUAUUCGCCUUGUAACGCGCUUGGUUGAGUUGGAUGGGUUGGAUGCUUGAACCUUCUUCGACUUAACCUGGAAGGGCACUGUGUGGUGAACGGAGGGGACAAGGGGUUGGAUGGAUGUGGGAGGAAGGCUGCACUGUGAUUGAGAGAGAUGCUGAUGUCAACCCUAUGAUUCCUGGAAAUAUGUAGUACGCAGCGUACGCCUCUUCACCUUGCUGUCUCCCGAACAGCAGGAUAGUUGCGGGAUAGUUCUAGCAGAGGGGGACAAGUCGCUGAAAAGUCACUCUGGUUGAUUUUUCCACCCAGUCCCAUGGCAUGGAAACUGUCCCUCCUCUCAUUUCCAAGCUACUGGCUUGGAUCGCUUCUAACAAC